UUCCUGACGGCGAUGCUCUCCGUUCUCGAGAGUUCUUGGACAUUGUUGGAGCUACAAAAAUCCGCGUUUGCACCGGACUCUUUGGGUUCUUCUUGAGGAUAUGAUGCGGAACUAAUGUCCCGAACAUUUUCUCGAGGCUUGUGGACUUUUGACGUGUGAUGUGAACUCUUUGAAAACUUUUUUUUCUUUUGUCGGGAUACCGUUCGCACCUCUUCCAAUGGAAAGGUAUCUGGCCAGUGCUCUCGAACAGCCUUCCAGCACCACGUAACAUUUACCUGAGGAACUUGUCUCGCAUAGACUCCCAACAAACAUGGACUGUAUUCCCAUGCUUUACCUUUUGUCGAGACAUCAUGAUUCCUGGUAAUCGAAUGCUGAUGGUCAUUGUAUUAUGGCAAAUGCUACUGGGAAAGAGCAGCUAUGCUAGUCUAAUACCUGAGGAGGGGAGGAAGAAAGUGUCGGCUCAGCUGGGUCAGAGUCAUGAACUGCUGCAGGACUUUGAGGCCACACUGCUGCACAUGUUUGGCUUGCAAAAGCGUCCGCGACCCAGCUACUCGGCCGUCGUGCCGCAGUAUCUGCUCGAUCUGUAUCGCCUGCAGUCAGGAGAGGUUGAAGACGCUGCAGCUCAUGAGAUCAGCUUUGAUUAUCCAGAAAGAUCUACGAGUCGAGCUAACACUGUGAGAGGCUUCCACCAUGAAGAGCACAUGGAAGAGUUGCCAUCUGACGGGUCAUGGGAGACUCCACUACGCUUCAUCUUCAAUCUCAGCAGCAUACCUGAGCAGGAACUCCUUUCUACCGCAGAGCUGCGUCUCUACAGGCAACAAAUCGAUGACGCAAGCCCAGAUCCCCAACACACAGGAGACGAGGGUCUCCAUCGGAUAAACAUAUACGAGGUGCUGAAGCCCCUGCGGGCCGGCCAGCUCAUCACGCAGCUCCUGGAUACGCGGUUAGUGCACCACAACACGUCCAGAUGGGAGAGCUUUGACGUGAGUCCCGCAGUGCUGCGCUGGACCCGCGACAAGCAGUCCAACCAUGGCCUGGCCAUUGAGGUGCUUCACCUAAACCAAAUACGCCAUCAUCAGGGACGACAUGUGCGCGUAAGUCGGUCCUUGCAUCCCCUUCCGGGUGAAGAUUGGGACCAGCUCCGGCCACUGCUAGUCACUUUCGGUCACGAUGGCAAAAGUCACCCGUUGACGCGCAGAAUGAAGCGCAGCCCUAAGCAAAGGGGCCGAAAGCGCAACCGCAACUGCCGGCGACACGCGCUCUAUGUUGAUUUCAGCGACGUGGGUUGGAAUGACUGGAUUGUGGCGCCACCCGGGUACCAGGCGUACUACUGUCAAGGGGAGUGCCCCUUCCCGUUGGCCGAUCACCUGAACUCGACCAAUCACGCUAUUGUACAGACGCUGGUUAACUCUGUGAACACCAAUAUUCCCAAGGCCUGCUGUGUUCCCACUGAGCUCAGUGCAAUUUCAAUGCUCUACCUGGAUGAGACGGACAGGGUGGUCCUGAAAAACUAUCAGGAGAUGGUGGUGGAAGGGUGUGGCUGCCGCUAAGCACAGAUAAAUGCGGUCACAUUUACACUAAAUAUCUAUAACUGGUCACUUAUUUAUAAUAUUCAUGUUGCGAUGUGUGUUUGUCUCAUUUCUUGUCU
Xyrauchen texanus (razorback sucker) is the source of this 1648-nucleotide messenger RNA. Its product is annotated as bone morphogenetic protein 4-like. The coding region runs from base 351 to 1550 and encodes 399 amino acids. The transcript has 4 exons. The record is from RefSeq and is a predicted model, not a curated record. Gene Ontology annotation, cellular component: extracellular region. Gene Ontology annotation, molecular function: cytokine activity; BMP receptor binding; growth factor activity. Gene Ontology annotation, biological process: negative regulation of transcription by RNA polymerase II; negative regulation of apoptotic process; SMAD protein signal transduction. NCBI's taxonomy places the organism in Eukaryota, Metazoa, Chordata, Actinopteri, Cypriniformes, Catostomidae.